GUAGUUUCAUUGCAUGAGCCUAUUGAUUGCCAAGAUAUUUCACUCCACCUUCAUUGAUGGGCUGCUUUUACUCAAAGAAGCCCAGGCAUACUCCUGGUUAUGAAGAGCCUAUUGUUCUUGCUUCUGUAACUCCUUUCACUGUGAACGAAGUAGAGGCCUUGUAUGAACUAUUCAAAAAAUUAAGCAGUUCCAUUGUCAACGAUGGGCUUAUUCACAAGGAAGAGUUUCAGCUGGCGCUCUUUAGGAACAGAAACAAGAGGAAUCUCUUUGCAGACAGGAUAUUUGAUUUGUUUGAUGUCAAACGCAACGGUGUGAUUGAGUUUGGGGAGUUUGUUCGGUCAUUGGGUGUCUUUCACCCAAAUGCACCCGUAGCCGACAAAACUGCAUUUGCAUUUAGAUUGUAUGAUCUAAGGCACACUGGCUACAUCGAGAGAGAAGAGCUGGAGGAGAUGGUGUUGGCGCUAUUGCAUGAAUCAGAUCUGGUGCUUUCAGAGGAAGUAGUCGAAAUGAUAGUGGAUAAGACAUUUAGUGAAGCAGAUACAAAAGGUGAUGGAAGGAUUGAUCAGGAAGAGUGGAAGGAAUUCGUAUCAAAGAACCCCUCUUUGAUAAAAAACAUGACUGUUCCUUAUUUGAAGGAUAUAACCUUAUUCGCAUUUCCUAGCUUUGUGGUGAGCUCUGAAGUUGACGAUUCAGAAAUGUAGAAGAUAUGUUAUAACGUCAAGAAUUCGUUCAAAAUCUCUCAUCUGGGGAUGACAAACAUUUGAGUGAUGUGCUCCCAUAGAGGAGCUCCAAAUUGCAAGAUUUCAUUUGCCAAAAUGAAAUACCGAAGGACUGGAACUUUAUUUCAGUAAAAGGCCCUGAAGAGCAGUCGUCAAGCAAGAUUUGGUUCGCCAGCCGCUCUUCACUACAAUUCUUCAGUUUUUUCACCUUCUUAACAUGCCACCCCUUCUACCGUGAGGAAUUAAUUGUGUAGAAGGCUUACCAGUAUAUGUUGGAUGGUUUCCAGACUCCUCAUGUAAGUUUAGUUUAUGUGGUUAGAGCCAAUGCAGAGAUGUGUAAAAGUAAGACAGUCCUUCAAUCACAGCACACUUGGACAUGGGUGGUUUUCCCCCAGAUGAUUUACUUCAAGCGUGUGUCAUAUGAAAUGAAAUGGGGACAAGCAGCAGUUGGUGCUCCUGUAAAAGACAUGAGUUGUUGUUAAAGUAAUUAGUACCUGAACUACAUGUUUGUCAUUCUUGAAAGAAUGAAAUGUGGACA
Ilex paraguariensis (yerba mate) is the source of this 1257-nucleotide messenger RNA. The record is from the annotation of a GenBank genome assembly. Lineage: Eukaryota; Viridiplantae; Streptophyta; Magnoliopsida; Aquifoliales; Aquifoliaceae.